AUGUAUGUGAAGCAGAUUAUCAUCCAGGGCUUUAAGAGCUACAAGGACCAGACAGUCAUUGAGCCUUUCUCUCCAAAACACAAUGUCAUCGUCGGGCGCAAUGGUUCGGGUAAGAGUAACUUUUUCGCCGCCAUUCGUUUCGUUCUCAGCGAUGCCUACACCCACUUGGGUCGAGAAGAGCGCCAAGCCUUGCUUCACGAAGGAUCAGGCUCUGCCGUGAUGUCGGCCUAUGUUGAGAUCAUCUUCGACAACUCGGACGACCGAUUCCCCACGGGCAAGCCCGAACUUGUCCUCCGCCGUACCAUCGGUAUCAAAAAAGACGAAUACACUCUCGACCGCAAAAAUGCCACGAAGAACGAUGUGAUGAACCUCCUUGAGUCUGCUGGCUUCUCCCGAUCGAACCCUUACUACAUUGUCCCCCAGGGUCGAGUCACAGCGUUGACCAAUAUGAAAGAUUCUGAGCGUUUGACACUACUAAAAGAGGUCGCCGGUACACAAGUCUACGAAGCGCGCCGCGCGGAGUCCCUCAAGAUCAUGCAUGAGACCAACAGCAAGCGUGCGAAGAUUGAUGAACUAUUAGACUACAUCAAUGAGCGUUUGGCCGAGCUCGAGGAGGAAAAGGACGAGCUUCGGAACUAUCAGGACAAGGACAAGGAACGCCGGUGCCUCGAGUACACCAUUUAUUCUCGCGAACAGCAAGAGAUUUCCAACGUGCUCGAUAGCCUGGAGGAAGCGCGACAGAAUGGCGUCGAGGACGCAGACAACAACCGUGACCAGUUCAUCGAAGGCGAAAAAGCCAUGGCCCAGAUUGAUGCGCAAAUCGCGGAAUGCCAUCAACAGAUCGAUUUUCUCAAAGUUGACAAGUCUCAAAUAGAGGAUGAGCGCCGCGAAGCCUCCAAAUCUUUGGCUCAGAUCGAACUCCAGGUCAAAUCCCUCUCCGAUAACCAGGUUGCUGCUCAAGCGCUCAAGUCCCGCCACGAUAGUGAUCUUGACUCUGUGAAGCAAGCUAUUGAUGAGCGUGAAUCAGAACUUAGUGGCAUCUUGCCGACGUUCAAUCAAUACAAAGACGAAGAAGACGCUCUCAAAAGCAGCCUCACUGAGGCGGAGACAUCGCGUCAACGCUUGUAUGCUAAACAAGGCCGCAAUUCGCGAUUCAAGAAUAAGUCCGAGCGUGACAAGUGGCUGCAGAUGGAAAUCCGCGAAAGCAAUCGAUCCAUUGGUAAUGUCCAAAAUGUUGUUAAUCAGACACAGCAAGACAUCAAGGAUCUUGCAACCGAGAUAGGUCAGCUUGAGCCGGAGACUGUUCGGUUGCGCCAGCAGAUUGAAGGUCGCGGUGAUAAUAUGCAGGACAUGGACCAGCAGGUACAAAGCGCCAAGGAUGAGAGAGAUCGUUUGAUGGAUCAGAGAAAGGAACUCUGGAGAGAGGAGGCUAAGCUCGAUUCAGUGCUUAACAGUGCUUCCUCGGAGCUGGAACGUGCGGAACGCAGUCUCUCUCAUAUGAUGGACAACAACACCAGCCGCGGCAUCGCUGCCGUGCGAAGGAUCAAGCGUCAACACAACCUUGAGGGUGUGUACGGUACUUUGGCCGAGCUUUUUGAGGUAAAUGAAAGGUACCGGACCGCCGUGGAAGUCACCGCUGGACAAAGUCUGUUCCACUACGUUGUCGACACAGACGAAACUGCCACUACUGUCUUGGAGAUAUUGCAAAAAGAGAAGGCUGGCCGAGUUACUUUCAUGCCAUUGAAUCGUCUUCGAUCCAAGCCGUUCAACAUGCCCCGCGCUAGUGACACCAUCCCCAUGAUUGAGAAGCUGCAGUAUGACCCGGUCUACGAGAAGGCAUUCCAACACGUCUUCGGAAAGACCAUCAUUUGCCCCAACUUGCAGGUUGCCUCACAGUAUGCCCGCAGCCACGGCGUCAAUGCGAUCACCCCCGAAGGUGAUCGAUCCGACAAGCGCGGCGCCUUGACUGGUGGUUUCCACGACUCCCGUGCUUCGCGCCUCGAUGCCGUCAAGAAUGUUGCAAAGUGGAGAGACGAGUUUGAGACUAAGAAAAGCCGCGGCUCAGAGAUUCGUAAAGAGCUGGAGAAGCUUGAUCAGGUCAUCACGCGGGCUCUCGGUGAGUUGCAGAAGCUCGAACAACAACGGCAGCAGAUGCAGAACAGCAGCGGGCCUCUAAGGCAAGAAUUGAGAAGCAAGCGCGAUAUUUUGCAGAACAAAAAUGACACCUUGGAGGCCAAGCGACGGGCUCUCCGCAACGUCGAAUCUAACCUCGCCGCCCUGAAUGAUCAGGUCAAUGCCUUCCAGGCUGAGAUGUUGUCUCCAUUCCAGAAGGCUCUCACGAGCGAGGAGGAGGCCACGCUGGAAUCACUCAGCGGCACAGUUAGGGAAGUCCGUGGACAAUACCAGGAGGUCUCGACCAAGCGUAGCGAACUCGAGGCUCGCAAGUCGGUGCUUGAGGUCGAACUUCGCGAGAAUUUGAACCCUCGCCUCGAUCAGCUCAUGAACCGGGAUCUCGACAUGGCCGAAGAAGAGGUUCAGGGCAAUCUGAAGGAGACUCAGCGUGAGCAGAAGCGUCUCAGUAAGGUGCUUGAGAAGCUCAAUGGACGUCUCAGUGAGCUUGACGAAUCCAUCGAGAAAGCUAGCAUUCGGGUCAAUGACCUGCAACAGCGCAACGCGGAGACUCGCCGGGAGAUGGAGGACCUGGCUCGAUCUAUUGAGAAACACCAACGCCGUAUGGAGAAGAGCAUGCAGAAGAAGGCUGCACUAACCAAGCAGGCUGCCGAAUGUGCUUCUAACAUCCGCGACCUUGGUGUGCUUCCCGAUGAGGCAUUCACCAAGUACAAAAACACGGACUCCAACACAGUCGUGAAGAAGUUGCAUAAGACCAACGAGGCUCUGAAGAAGUACUCCCACGUCAACAAGAAGGCGUUUGAGCAGUACAACAGCUUCACCAAGCAGCGUGAGACCCUUACCACGCGUCGCGAGGAGCUCGACGCAUCUCAGAAAUCCAUUGACGAUCUGAUCUCUGUUCUGGAUCAGCGCAAGGACGAGGCGAUCGAGCGAACCUUCAAACAGGUCUCUCGCGAAUUCGCCAACGUUUUCGAGAAACUCGUACCGGCCGGUCGCGGUCGGCUGAUCAUUCAACGAAAGACCGACCGUACCGCACGGCCACAAGAUGACGUUGACUCGGACGAUGAGGAGGCUCGGCAGAGUGUGGAAAACUACGUCGGCGUCGGGAUCAGCGUCAGCUUCAACAGUAAGCACGACGAGCAGCAGCGCAUCCAGCAGCUGAGUGGUGGACAGAAGAGCCUUUGCGCUCUGGCCCUCGUCUUCGCCAUCCAAGCCUGUGAUCCGGCACCUUUUUACCUCUUCGACGAGAUCGACGCCAAUCUGGACGCCCAGUACCGUACCGCGGUGGCGCAGAUGCUGCAAUCCAUCUCGGACUCGACUAAUGGGCAGUUUAUUUGCACCACCUUCCGACCGGAGAUGUUGCACGUGGCGGAGAAGUGCUACGGUGUCAGUUUCCGGCAGAAGGCUAGUACGAUCGACGUAGUCUCACGCGAGGAGGCGCUGAAGUUUGUGGAGGAGCAGAAGACUUGA
Penicillium maclennaniae is the source of this 3600-nucleotide messenger RNA. RefSeq names its product chromosome segregation protein SMC. The record is from RefSeq and is a predicted model, not a curated record. NCBI's taxonomy places the organism in Eukaryota, Fungi, Ascomycota, Eurotiomycetes, Eurotiales, Aspergillaceae. Gene Ontology annotation, biological process: mitotic sister chromatid cohesion. Gene Ontology annotation, molecular function: ATP hydrolysis activity; ATP binding; double-stranded DNA binding. Gene Ontology annotation, cellular component: chromosome. The coding region runs from base 1 to 3600 and encodes 1199 amino acids. The transcript is spliced from 4 exons.